Molecule: messenger RNA, 670 nt
Organism: Cuscuta campestris
Lineage: Eukaryota; Viridiplantae; Streptophyta; Magnoliopsida; Solanales; Convolvulaceae
Source: the annotation of a GenBank genome assembly
CGUAGCAACAAUUUAUUGGCUGUUUAUCAUCACACCUGCUUCGGCGACGGAGGUGGCGGUGGCCGGAGGAAUUCUUUCUGAGGACAAGAAAAGAUGCUAGAAAUUCCCGCCACCGAUUCAUCAGCCUCCGCCAACAUUGCUUCUGUUAAGCGAUAUGCACCUCCCAACCAGCGGAAUCGCUCUCUUGGAAGGCGCAAAUCUGGUAUAGAUCGUCUUGAAAGAGCAAAUAGUUACGGUAGUGAUGGAGAGAAGAACCAAAAUAGCAUACUAAAAAAUAUGGCAAGUCUAGAUCACCAUGGGGAUACAGUUAUUGAAUAAUCGCUGGGUGGCUACCAUGAAUAUGUAUAAUACCUUGCCUGAAGGUUCGCCGGAAAGGCCGGUCAUGUACACCAGAAAUGCAAUGCCUUGGAGGCUUCCCCACCAGAUGUCACUAGGGGCAGGGGUGGGGCCUUCAGCCGGGGUGCAAAGAGAUUUCUUAAGGGAACUGUGGCAAGCUAUACACAGCCAGGAUUCGAGUUCCAAGGACAUGCCAUGGGGUGAUUGGAGUGUUUGCAAAUUAUAUAGGAUUGUGCUUGAUGAUGAAAUGCUUGUCCGUACAGAUUCUAUUGUCCACUUUCUAUUUUACAAAAAUCUCAUUUUUAAGAUAUGAGAUUAAAAUUGAGUUGGAAUU